Messenger RNA from Medicago truncatula (barrel medic), 746 nucleotides. Its product is annotated as ethylene-responsive transcription factor ERF098. Gene Ontology annotation, biological process: ethylene-activated signaling pathway; regulation of DNA-templated transcription. Gene Ontology annotation, molecular function: DNA-binding transcription factor activity; DNA binding. Bases 229 to 645 code for a protein of 138 amino acids. The transcript has a single exon. The record is from RefSeq and is a predicted model, not a curated record. Lineage: Eukaryota; Viridiplantae; Streptophyta; Magnoliopsida; Fabales; Fabaceae.
UAGGUGAUUUUCUUUAUGAAUAAUAAUAAUAAUCCAAACAAAAAUUAAUCCUUGGCUUAUAGCAUUGAGCAGAGUAUGUGAUCAACAUACAUUGAAUUCUAUUACCAAUCUCAAUCAUUUGGUAAUUUUCACUAAUCCAUUGAACCUUGAAUAAAUUUCCAAAUAAGUGCAUUUUUUGUAGCACAGUAUAAAAGGCUAAGUUAUUAUGUUAACAUUCUUGUACACACAAUGGAAAAUGAAAGAAAGAAAAAGGUGAGUGAAUGUGAAUUACCAAAGCAAAUUAAGUAUAGAGGAGUGAGGAUAAGGCCAUGGGGAAAAUUUGCUGCAGAGAUUCGAGAUUCGGCUAGGCAUGGUGCUCGAGUUUGGCUUGGUACAUUUAACACUGCUGAGGAAGCUGCAAGAGCUUAUGAUCGCGCUGCUUUUGAUAUGAGAGGUUCUUCUGCUAUUCUCAAUUUUCCUCAAGAACAUUUUCCAAGCAAUGUGGCUUCUAAUCCCUCUUCUUCAUCCAAUUCAACCUCAUCAUCAUCUUCAACGGUUAAAUCGGAGCUUGGUGAACAAAUUAUAGAGUUUGAGUAUUUGGAUGAAAAAUUAUUAGAGGAACUCUUGGAUCCUGAGAAUACCAUCAAUAACAACUGGUUCAAGUAGGAGUUACUUGACUUAGGGAGGAGUAUUCUUGUUCUACUUUUUAUCCUAAAUUAGUACUUAAUGUCGACUUAGUACUUUGUAAUAAAAUUGUUUUGUUGUUA